UGAAGAUACAAUUACAGAAUGUAUUGAUUUAUUUGAUUCUAAUAAUUAUCCUAUUCAAGUAAUAUUCCCAAAGAAUGGAGGAGGUUAUAUUAUUUAUUCACAAUGGAUAGAAAAGAGAUAUCACCACAUGAUGAUAAACUUUAUUAAAAAAGGAUAUGCAGUAAAUUUAUAUGAACCAGAGACAUGCCAAAGAAGAAGAGGAAAAUUUAUAAGUAGUGUUCCUCUUUUAAAUUUAUUCUCACUUGGAGAAUUGUAUACAAAACCAAAUAUUAUUAAAUAUGGUGAUGUUGAACAUAAAAUUACACAACCUUCAAUUGAAGUUUUUCCAAAAAAGAAAAUAAUGAAAAAUCCAAGAAAACCAACAGAAAUAGUAGUUUAUACAGAUUCAUAUUGUUAUUCUGCUUGUUCACUUGUUACAAAAGGAUUAAAAGAAUUAGGGUUAUCACCAACUGUUGUUAUUGAUGAUUCUAUUCCUGUAAUUUCACAUCUAUGGAUAAAAUAUUAUGGAUAUAAAUAA
Entamoeba dispar SAW760 is the source of this 517-nucleotide messenger RNA. RefSeq lists its product as uncharacterized. NCBI's taxonomy places the organism in Eukaryota, Evosea, Mastigamoebida, Endamoebidae. The record is from RefSeq and is a predicted model, not a curated record. The transcript has 3 exons. The annotation marks the transcript as partial.